This is a messenger RNA of Coffea eugenioides, 2229 nucleotides long. Its product is annotated as pentatricopeptide repeat-containing protein At3g06430, chloroplastic. Gene Ontology annotation, molecular function: protein binding; mRNA binding. Bases 221 to 1774 code for a protein of 517 amino acids. Lineage: Eukaryota; Viridiplantae; Streptophyta; Magnoliopsida; Gentianales; Rubiaceae. The record is from RefSeq and is a predicted model, not a curated record. The transcript has 2 exons.
GAGGAUCAUCAUCAUCAUCAUCAUUUCAAUUCACGCAGAAUUUGCGUUGGCACUUGGAGAGAAGGUCAUUGCACGAGCACGACCGCCCAAUCCCCAAUCUACAACAUUAUUCUGGUAGUAUGCGCUAGGCACUUGGGCAGCAGCAAAUUCAGAGGCCGCCGCCAAAAGAUAGAGAGUGAGGGAGGCGGCUUUAGAAGGAAGGUGGUCCGUCGGCCGGCAAAUGACGACGACAUCCCCAUUUUCCUUGUCCUUCUCGUCCUCCCUCCGUCCCUCACCUCUCCCUCAUCCCCGCAGAGCCACCCUGAUUAACUCAGCCUCAACCCAUUCCAUCUCAGAGCUUGUAAUGAUUCGUUGCGCCGCCCCCGCCCUGGCAUCCACUACCCGGGCCGCCGCCGCAGCUCCCUUGACGUCGCCCCCCCAAAAAAGGCACUGGAAACAAGGCGAGUACCCAGGUCUCAUUCAAGACUUCUCAAUUUCCCAAAAAAACAAGAAGACCCACCCCAUAAAAAAUAUUAAGAAGAAACUGGAUAAGAAGAACAAUGCCAAGGCCUGGGCCAACACUGUCACUGAAGCUCUCUCCGAUUGCAUUGACAAAAAGCAGUGGCUCCCAGCCCUCCAUGUAUUUGAGAUGCUGAAAGAACAGCCCUUUUAUCAACCAAGAGAAGGGACUUACAUGAAGCUCCUCGUUCUGCUUGGGAAAUGCGGUCAACCACAACAAGCCCGUCAGCUUUUUGACACGAUGCUUGAAGAGGGAUUGCAACCCACUUCAGAACUUUACACGGCCUUGCUUUCUGCUUAUUGUAGAAGCAACAUGAUUGAUGAAGCAUUUUCAGUUCUUGAUCGAAUGGUAGUCCUUCCUCUCUGUCAACCAGAUGUUUAUACUUACAGCAUCCUGAUUAAGGCUUGUAUGGAUGAUUCUCGUUUUGAGAUGGUCGAGUCACUUUAUCAACAAAUGGCUGAAAGAUUAAUUACUCCUAAUACGGUCACUCAAAAUAUAGUUUUGAGUGGUUAUGGGAAGGCGGGAAAAUAUGAACAAAUGGAGAAAGUGCUCUCAGGAAUGCUCAAGAGCACGUCGUGUAGGCCUGAUGUAUGGACAAUGAAUAUUAUAUUGAGUUUGUUUGGGAACAAGGGUCAGAUUGAGAUGAUGGAGAGAUGGUAUGAGAGGUUUCGUGAUUUUGGCAUUGAGCCCGAAACCCGAACUUUUAAUAUCCUUAUUGGUGCUUAUGGGAAGAAGAAGCUGUAUGAUAAGAUGUCAUCUGUUAUGGAAUACAUGCGCAAGCUUUCAUUUCCGUGGACAACAUCAACCUACAACAAUGUCAUCGAGGCGUUUGCAGAUGCUGGUGACGCCAAGCACAUGGAGUGCACAUUUGAUCAGAUGCGUACCGAGGGUAUGAAGGCAGACACUAAGACAUUCUGCUGUUUGAUUAAAGGUUAUGCUAAUGCGGGUGCUUUUCAUAAGGUCAUCAGCUGUGUUCAGUUGGCUGGGAAGUUGGAAAUACCUGAGAAUACAUCCUUCUACAACGCUGUCAUUUAUGCUUGUGCAAAGGCUGAGGAUUUAAUGGAGAUGGAUAGAGUUUUCAAGAGAAUGAAAGAAAAGGAAUGCCAACCAGAUUCUCUGACAUUCUCACUUAUGGUUGAUGCUUACAGGAAGGAAGGUAUGAAUGACAAAGUCUACGAUUUGGAGCAAGAAAAACAGAUGAUCAAGGCUAGUGCAGUGGGAGCCGGCCAAGAUAUUGAAUCACAAACCCUUGUUGAUCCGUGGUUCAGAGUCUGAAAUUGUGAUUACUUUCUAUAGAUGUCCAUGCUAAUAGUUCAAGACCAGCAAAGCAGCAGUUUUUGACUGGUUCUGGGUGGAACUACUGAUGAAAAUUUUUAUUGCCGAGCUAGACUUCUGGGCAGAUAAUCCAACAGCAACUCUGCCUUUGCACUUAAGUCGAGUGCUACUACGUGGAGAACAUGGAUGAUCAACUACUUCAGCACCUCUGUUGCACAUAGCUGUCGUUUUAUACUUCUGCAUUGUACUUUUUUAACCCAAAAUGCAGCACGCAAGGCCGUCGAUUGCAAAGUCUCUGUUAUAUGUAUUGUGGAAAAAAGAGUGCCAUCUGAAAUUUAAACGGUCACUGUUAGUGUAAUAUCAGGCUUUUCAUCUCCCCAUUCCUUUUCUUUCCUUUUUAUAUAUAUAGUUUGGUUGGUACAAUUAUAAUCUUUUAUAUACUGGAGUUCCUUUUC